AUGGCUCAGACCCGUGCCUCCCUCCGCAGCACGCAGGGCCUCACCUCUGCCCCCGGGGCCGCCGUCCUGCUCCUCAGCCUGACUUUCGCCUCUUUGCACUCCUGGGCAGAGGCGAGCGGCGGCAACAACUCAGCCUGGACCACCCAGGACCCAGACCCCAGCUCCCUGGAGCAGUGCCCCAGCGUGGACUUCUGCCCGCAGGCAUCCCGCUGCUGCCGCGCCGGGGUGGACGAGUACGGCUGGGUGGCGGCUGCCGUCGGCUGGAGCCUGUGGUUCCUCACGCUCAUCCUGCUCUGCGUGGGCAAACUGAUGAAGCUCACUCCGGAGGAACCCAAGGACUUGCGGGCGUGA
This is a messenger RNA of Lepus europaeus (European hare), 351 nucleotides long. It is a transcript of the gene TMEM213, whose product is annotated as transmembrane protein 213. The record is from RefSeq and is a predicted model, not a curated record. The transcript is spliced from 3 exons. NCBI's taxonomy places the organism in Eukaryota, Metazoa, Chordata, Mammalia, Lagomorpha, Leporidae. Bases 1 to 351 code for a protein of 116 amino acids.